ACCGAUCGACUCACUACGGGAAGCACAAGACGGGGAAAAUAAUCCGAGGCCUGAGAAGUCUCGAGCAGAGCUUGGUAAUCGUGGGUUAGUUCAUUUGGUAAACAGUGCGAGAGUAGAUCUCGAAGUUUUCUGCUGUCGUCUUCUCGUGGGAAGAAGUUUUGAUAUACCCAAAAUUGGAAGGGUUACACCCAAAAAUGGAUUUCGUCUCAGCAACGAGCUAUGGCCAAAGAGGGUGUUCAUUGUAGAAGCCCGGUUUUUUGCUGACUAAUUGCGAGCAAUCGAGCGAAUUCUCUGGAAAGUGGAGAUACCAGCGACUUAGGUCCUAUUUUUGGACUUGCUUGACCAUUUUGGAACAGGUUUGGACGCGGAGAAUUUCGUGACAUUGUCCCUAAACCAGGGAUUUGUUAAACAAUAACCAGAACAACAACCAAAACCUACUCAUAAAUAAAGGCGGAGCCAUCCUGACCAGUAUGGUUUAUUUGAAGACACUAUUGGGCUUGGUCCUGAUUUCCCUCACAAUGACAGUGCAAGCUACGGAUAACACUCAGGAUAACCAUCACCGUCACAAUCAUCAUCAUCAUCACAAUAAUAAUAAUAAUGGUCAUAAUCGCCGACCUCGACACAAUCGGAGAUCAUCCUCGUCGCAUAUGUUUGAUCUCAGCCACACAUUCGUUAUGGAUCGAAUGCCUUUGGCUCGAGGUGGCAUUCCUCUGGAAAUGAGUGUGGAAACCCAAGACGAGGGAUAUGGAGCCAGGUCCGAAUAUUUCGAGUUUUGUAUGGACGAACGUUUGGGUACUCACAUCAAUGCUCCGAAGAUGUAUCAUCACAUCAAUGGCUCGUUUUCAACCGAUCACAUUCCAUUGGAGCGGCUUAUUAAUGUCCCAGCCGUUGUCAUCGAUUUAUUGGAUCGAUUUGGCCAAGAUCACAGCCGAAUGCUCACAUUGGACCACUUGCGAAAAUGGGAGGAGAAACAUGGACAGAUUCCACACGGCUCGUACGUCAUCUUGAGAACAGGAUGGUCUGAUUUCUUUCGAGAAACUGACCAAUUUCUCGGCAACUUCCAAGACCAGAACAGACAAGUCUAUCCAGGAUUUUCCGUCCCCGCCGUUGAAUGGUUGCUCUCCACCAGAGGAAUCAUGGGCUUAGGAACGGAAUGCAUCGAUGUGGAACUGGGUUGGAAAACCAAGAAUCAAGUCAAGAAGCUACUUGCAGCUCAAAAUCUCCUGUCCAUUGUUCAGUUGGCCAAUCUUCAAAAUCUUCCUGCGCGACACCUUGAGCUCACCAUCUCACCAUUGAAACUACAGAACGGAGCAGGGGGUCCGGCCAGAGUUUAUGCCGUGACCGCUGGGCACACUCGUCAUCAUAAUGGAAAUCAUGGGUCUCAUCUAGCGGCCAACCAGGACAAUAUUGACGGACGGUCCAGCAACAAAGUCCAGAGAAGUCCGUCGACAGAAUCCUCCGCUCAGUACUACAACAAAGCCACUUUGUAUCCGCCAAAAGACCAAACCCUUCGAUCUUUAGGAAUGGCUAUCAAGCCUACCAAUUCACUCCUGGUGUGGACCAUGGUUCUUGGGAUCUCGUUUUAUGUAACCCCGAUCACAAAUCUUGUUUAGAGAUACUGAACUCUGACAAACGUGUGCGGUUCAAUACCAAACUACAACUGGAGUGUGAUGCCAAAGCCGAAAUACUUUUCC
This is a messenger RNA of Tigriopus californicus, 1694 nucleotides long. RefSeq lists its product as uncharacterized. Gene Ontology annotation, molecular function: arylformamidase activity. The transcript is spliced from 4 exons. Lineage: Eukaryota; Metazoa; Arthropoda; Copepoda; Harpacticoida; Harpacticidae. Bases 471 to 1613 code for a protein of 380 amino acids. The record is from RefSeq and is a predicted model, not a curated record.